AUGGCUGCCGCCUUGGGGGCCCUGCCUGCCGGCUUUGGGGAGUUCGAGGUGCUGGCCGUGGGGACAGUGCUGCUGGUGGAAGCGCUCUGUGGUCUCAGCCUCAAUGGCCUGACCGUCGCCUCUUUCUGGAAGACCCCGGAGCUGCGCACCCCCAGCCACCUGCUCGUGUUGAGCCUGGCCCUGGCGGAUGGCGGGCUCAGCCUCAAUGCCCUCAUCGCGGCUGUGUCCAUCCUCCUCCGGCACUGGCCACCCAGCUCCAGACGCUGCCAGACUCUCGGCUUCCAGGGUUUUACGACCGCACUGGCCAGCAUCAGCGGCACUGCAGCCCUUGCCUGGGGUCGCCACCAGCAUUACUGCACACGCAGCCAGCUGACAUGGAGCACAGCCGUCCCCCUGGUGUUCUUCGUGUGGUUGUCUUCCAUCUUCUGGGCAGCGCUGCCCCUCCUGGGCUGGGGCCAUUAUGACUAUGAGCCCCUGGGGACCUGCUGUACCUUGGACUACUCCAAGGGGGACAGGAACUUCACCAGUUUCCUCUUCACCAUGGCCUUCUUCAACUUCCUGGUCCCCCUCUUCAUCACGCUCACUUCCUCCCAGCUCACAGAGCAGCGCUUGGCAAGGAGCAGCCACCUCCAGGUGAGCAGCAUUCGGCCAGCCAGGACGCUGAUGCUCGGCUGGGGCCCCUAUGCCCUCCUGUACCUCUAUGCAGCCAUCGCCGAUGCAAGCUCUCUCUCCCCCAGACUGCAGAUGAUACCUGCUCUUAUUGCCAAGACAGUGCCUACAAUCAAUGCCAUCAACUAUGCCCUGGACAGAAAGAUGGGCAGCAGGGGAUCCUGGCAGUGCCUCUCGCUCCAGAGGAGCAAGCGGAACUGA
Molecule: messenger RNA, 870 nt
Organism: Octodon degus (degu)
Lineage: Eukaryota; Metazoa; Chordata; Mammalia; Rodentia; Octodontidae
Gene: Rgr
Product: retinal G protein coupled receptor
Exons: 7
Coding region: 1-870 (289 amino acids)
Biological process (GO): phototransduction; G protein-coupled receptor signaling pathway; visual perception
Cellular component (GO): membrane
Molecular function (GO): G protein-coupled receptor activity
Source: RefSeq, a predicted model, not a curated record